UCUGGGGUGACCCUGCUGGAGCAGGGAGGUUGGACCAGCUGACCACUGUGGUCCAUUGCAGCCUGAUCCAUCCUGUGAUUCUGUGAGGGCUGUCACUAAAAUUUCUUCUUGGCCUCCUGAAAGUUCCUGCUGCACUGGGCCUUCCUGGAUCUGGAGUAUAAAUUUAGUCACUGUUCCUCCUGAGGACCAGCAGCUGCUGUGGCACGAGGCACCUGCAUACAGACUGGGAGAUUUUCUGAUGCGCUCCUGCUGUUCCCAUGAUGUCACCUGAACAUCAUGGAAGAAAAGACGAAAACUUUGUUUCCAGUCAGGAGUGAAGGUGGCUGGAAAAAAAUGGUUAUCUGCAGCUGAGAAGUAGGAGUACUCAAACAGCUGGAACCAAACCUGGUAUUACAGGAGACUGCCAGAGUUGUGCCAGGGAAGCUUUUGUGUGGGGCUAAGCCCCGGCAGCCAAGCACUGGCUUUGAGAACCAGUUCUUGUCCUCCUACGGCUGUUCCUAUUGCUGCCUCUUCAGUUCUGCCAGUGCAAUAGUUCCUGAUGUGGUGUACUAUAAAAAUUGACCAGCAUUUGAAAAGAAAUAGUGUUGGGGCUUUAUUUAUUUUUUGUUCUGCUACGUCAUACAGGCCUGCAAAUAUUUGUACUGGCACAGCUGAAGGAGGAGUGACCUGCAGUGUGCAGGGACAUCGGAAUCAUGGAGGGGCUCUUGCAUUACAUAAAUCCAGCACAUGCCAUUUCCCUCCUGAGCACCCUGAACGAGGAGCGUCUCAAGGGACAGCUGUGUGACGUUGUGCUGAUCGUAGGAGACCAGAAAUUCCGAGCUCAUAAGAAUGUUCUGGCUGCCAGCAGUGAAUACUUCCAAACUCUGUUCACAAAUAAGGAGAAUGAGUCUCAGUCAGUGUUUCAGCUCGACUUUUGUGAGCCAGAUGCUUUUGAUAAUGUGUUGAACUACAUUUAUUCUUCAUCCUUGUUCAUUGAGAAAGGCAGCCUUGCAGCUGUGCAAGAACUGGGCUACAGUCUUGGAAUAUCUUUUCUUACAAACAUUGUUUCCAAGAGUCCUCAAGCUCCUUUUCCUUCUUGUCCUAUAAAAAAAAUACUCUAUCAAGAUGAAGAUGAAAGUAGUUCUCAGAAGAGAAGUGUCAUCGUCUGUCAGAACAGAAUUGAAGCACAAGCAAAAAGCGUAAAUCAAACACAACAUGACUUAAGCCAUACUCCUAAACCUUCACCCUCCGUGGCUGUCAAGGCCAGUGGCAGACCACAGGUAACAAAAGCAACUGAAACCCUUCACAACUUAUCACUGACUGAAAGGAGGUGGCUGAAAGAAGGCCCUGUGAGCUAUUCAAAGGUUCAUGAAACUUCUGUAACUGUGGAGGAUCAGAGCAGAGGUGCUUUAGUGAAAAGGAACAUGGUGCUGCCACAGAUGUCUUUAGCAGAGAAAGAAAUGGCAGGCGGUGAGCCAGGAAGUAGCGCUCAGCUUCUGCGAGGAAAAGUUGCAGAGAUGUCUUUGAAAAGACCACGUCCACCAGUCUUGUCUCUGCGUGGGGCAGCGGAAUCCACAUUUUUGUUGCGAGAGGCAGGAAAAGGAAAUGGUCAAGGGGAAGACAGGAAUUUACUCUACUACUCCAAGUUAGGGCUAGUAAUCCCAUCUAGUGGGUCUGGCCCAGAAAACCAAAGUAUUGACAGAAGUGGGCCCCUUGUAAAAAGUCUCCUUCGAAGGUCACUGUCCAUGGACAGCCAGGUUCCUAUUUACUCACCUUCUGUUGACCUAAAGCCUGCACAGGUAUCCUCGUGCUCCUCACCGGGAACUAACGAUUCCCAGAAGACAUUUAAUGUUGCAUCCCAAAAGUCAUCCUCAAAAGAGUCAUCAGAGAAGUCAGCCUUGGAUGAGAAGCCACAGGUAAUACACCCACAUCGCCUUAGGUCUUUCAGUGCCUCUCAGUCAACGGAUCGGGAGGUGGCUUCCCCUCUCUCGGAGGUGCGGAUCAAAACCGAGCCCAGCAGUCCCCUCUCAGAUCCUGCUGAAAUCAUACGAGUUACAGUGGGUGAUGCUUCAGCGUCAGCAAACAAAGACUUUGCUUUUAAAACUGAGGAUGACCGUAAGGAACCCAGCAGCCUUCCAGUGAAAAGGAGGUUCCAGGACGAUAGGAGGCUGCCGUUCAAGAAGCUGAAGGCAGAUGAGCAGGGUUCUCCUGGCUCAGAAGAGAACUUUGAGGAAGGCUCGAGCCCCACGCACCUUGAUGCUGAUUUCCCUGAUUCUGAUGUCAGUAAAGAUGAGUACAGCGAGAUGGAAGAAGCAAGACCAAAUAAAAAGUUUAAAUGUAAACACUGCCUUAAAAUUUUCAGAUCAACAGCAGGUCUUCAUCGCCAUGUUAACAUGUAUCACAAUCCAGAGAAGCCCUAUGCUUGUGACAUAUGCCACAAGAGAUUCCACACCAAUUUCAAAGUGUGGACGCACUGCCAGACACAACAUGGAAUCGUGAAGAAUCCCUCACCAGCUUCCAGUUCACACGCCCUUUUGGAUGAAAAAUUCCAAAGAAAACUGAUCGAUAUAGUGAGGGAGAGAGAAAUCAAAAAAGCUCUGAUUGUGAAGCUAAGACGGGGCAAGCAGAGCUUUCAGGGUCAGUCUGCUUCACAAGCACAACAAGUCAUCAAAAGGAAUUUAAGGUCAAGAACCAAAGGAGCCUAUAUUUGUACCUACUGUGGGAAAGCUUAUCGUUUCCUCUCCCAGUUCAAACAGCACAUAAAAAUGCACCCUGGGGAGAAACCCAUUGGAGGGAACAAGGCUCCUAAGCAGAAAGAUCACAUUCAUAUUGAAAACCCAGUGGAAAACAAGGAGGUUUAUCAGUGCCGUCUCUGCAAUGCCAAGCUCUCCUCACUUAUCGAACAGGGAAACCACGAGCGACUCUGUAGAAACGCCACUGUCUGUCCUUACUGCAGCCUUAGGUUUUCUUCUCCAGAGCUGAAGCACGAGCAUGAAAGCAAGUGUGAGUACAAGAAGCUGACUUGCCUUGAGUGUAUGCGCACCUUCAAAUCAUCCUUCAGUAUCUGGCGUCAUCAGGUUGAAGUUCACAAUCAGAACACAAUGGCUCCAUCAGAGAACUUUUCUUUGCCUCUCAUGGAUCACAAUGGAGAAAUCACCAGUUCGUCACGGCUGCCUCCGCAGUCGGAAUCCAAUAAAAUGAACAAUUUCGUUGCUGCAAAGGAGGACGGUGUGUUCAGUGAUUCGUCAGAACAAAUCAAUUUUGAUUCUGAAGACUCUUCAUGCCUGCCUGAAGACUUAAGUGUUUCCAAGCAGUUUAAAAUCCAGAUCAAAGAAGAGCCGGCAGAUGACGUAGAGGACGAGGUCACCGAAACGAGCAGGGAACCUAAGGACGUAGUCUCCAAGAAAGAUCCCAGUUUGUGGCCAUGUGAAAAGUGUGGGAAGAUUUUCACCUUACGCAAACAGCUGGAGCGUCACCAGGAGCUCCUGUGCUCCGUGAAGCCGUUUAUUUGCCACGUGUGCAACAAGGCCUUCCGAACGAAUUUCCGGCUCUGGAGCCACUUCCAGUCUCACAUGUCCCAGGCUGCGGAGGAGUCCACAAACAAGGAGCCUGAGAUAUGUCCACCAGCUAAUUCCCCAUCACCCCCACCCUUACCCCCACCCCCACCACUCCCCAAAAUCCAGCCUUUGGAGCCCGACAGCCCCACGGGCUUGCCGGAAAGCUCCGGUACUACUGAGAAGCUGUUCGUGCCGCAGGAGUCGGACACGCUCUUCUACCACGCCCCGCCGCUCUCGGCAAUCACCUUCAAGAGACAGUACAUGUGCAAACUCUGCCACAGGACUUUCAAGACGGCUUUCAGCCUCUGGAGCCACGAACAGACACACAAUUAGCUUUAACAGAACCCUUGCAGAGCUGGUUUGGGGGGGCUGUGUUCAGGAUCUCAGAGGCCUGCCACAUAGACUACACAUUUAAGAGGAUCAAAACGAUGAUGAUGGAAAAUCUGGAAUUUGUGAUGCUGCUUGGAUUUGGAGAUUAGGGAAAAGUAUAACUUGGUUAGUAGGUAGAAAGCAGAGUAAUUUAAAAUACUGUGGUCUGGGAUCUAAUAGUAACAGAAUAAAUUUUAUUUUAUUUCAUUUGACACUGAAAUACAAUUGCAUCUGGAUUGUAUGCAUGGAUCUUCAACCCGUGAUGUUGGUGUGUGCGUGUGUAUUAUAUAUAAAGUUAUAUAUUAAACGAAAGAGAAACAACAAUUUGGAUUCUAACUGUGAGCUUAUAGUAGUGAAAUACUGUAACCAACGUCAUAAUUUGUUUUUCAAAAAGAAACCAACACACACAAGCUCCAUGUAAGUGGUUGCCAUGCACUGGCAGUUGGGAAAGAAGUGGUUGGAGUGUCUUGCUGUAUUGACCUAGGUCUUAGAAACCUUUAGCAAUAACAAAUAAACCUCAAGUUUGAGUAAUCCUGAUGUUAUUGGAUAUGAAUGUUUGCUAUUUUAAGGGAACAUAGAAUUGUUUUGUUGUUGUAUGGAACUUGUGCAAAUUAAAAUAGAAUCUAAAGUCAGCAAUAUUAUUACUAAGAUUUUAUAUAAGAAGUAGCAGCAAGCCUGCUUUCAGCCAUUUAAUUAUAACUUUCUAAGGAAAAUUGAGAGAGGGGGUACUUUGCUUUAUAUAAUGUCCCAAAGACUAAUUUCCUAUGGAUACUUGGGUAGCUGAAGUCAUUGUGUAACAGCCAUCAUAAUGCAAAUGGUACUGUUUAUAACAUGAACUGAGGUUGAAUGGAUGUCAGACAAGUUUCAUAGUUUUGUUUCCACUAUUUGUACAACUGUUUGUAAUUUUAACUACAAAGGAAUGUAUAAUUAUUAAAUCAACAAGAGAGAGCUCAUUAAGGGACAGAAGAUGAGUUGUGUUUCUAAACACAAGUAAUAAGCUCGGCCAUGAGUACAAAGAUAUGUUUUAGCAAAACAUAAAAAUGUAAAUAUUUAUAUAGACACCUGUAUAAAUGAAGAUGUAUUUGAAAUUUGUAUUAAGCGUACAUAUCCAGCUCAAAGCAGAGGAGAAAAUCACACUACAAUCACUGUAUUUUAUGGAUGCAAUGCAUAUAGAGUAAUUCUUUCUGCCGCUUUCUAGCAUAUGUGACUGUGUUGCAAUUUUCCAAUUUGUUGAAAAUUGUGGUAAUAAUGGGCUGCAGAUAUUCUCUGUGGUUCCAUUAUUUUACCUCAAAUGCCAACUGGAGCAUUUAGUGUAAGUAGGAUCACACAUAUUUACCAGGAGCUAUAGUAAGGGUCCAAAUUUUUCUGUAAGUCAAGGAAAUAUUUACCCAGAAGUAGGAGGUGAACCAACAAUGAGAAAUUCUUCUGCUAGAAUUUAAACUUAGUGGAGGGGUGGUGGGUUAGAAUGAUUUGCAAAUAAUGCAAACAGUGUUUAUGAUCCUGACCAACUUUCCCCUGCAGGGUAGGGAGAAGGGGGAUGUAAUUCCACACUGCUGAGUCAGAGCCCAAUCUGUGUCCACUGAAACCAGCACAAGUUUGGUCACCAAUUUCAGGGGGAGCAGGAGUGAGGCUUGGAUUCCCUGUGUAACCAUGUGUGUAACUGUUUUUUCAGUAUCCCAAGUUCAAAAAGUAGAAUUGCAAGCUGAUGCUGAGAUUCAGCAAAAUCAAGCACAAGUGUAACUCCUAAGAAUCUGAGGAUGGGCACCCUUAGGCACACACCAGAUUUUUCUCAGUGAAAGCCAAGUGUGCCACCAUUUAUUUUUUUUUUUCCCCCAACAGAUAUUAUUUUUCUUGUAAGGGAAAUUUGAAUGAAUUAACUCAGGAUGGACCCCUGAUUCUUUUCAGCUGCCAAAACAAUUGCAAUGUUAGUUUCAAGCCUCUUCCGCUUCAUUUUUACUACGAUCUAAAAUUGCUGCUGGACACCUCUGAAAGUAACAUGUUGUUCUUUUUUUGUCCUCUUUCAGGCAAACUGUGGCUGAGUAUGAUUAGGCUAAUUUGCUUGAGUAUCAGUUAAACUCUUUCAGUGGCAUUGCAUUUAAAACAAGGUACUUGCUUAACAGUGACAUUUCCAGUUGCUGACUUUUUUAUUCCACCUAAUAAGACUAUGAAUUCCUUUCUUACCAGAAACAAUUUCAAAAUAAAAUGGUUAUUGCACUUAAACCUGGUUUUAAAAAUCAGAAAACAUAAAGCCUUGCUAAGUACCCUUUAUAUGUAUUUAAGAAAUCUGUGUGUAUAAAAUAUGAACGUGUUUUUGUAGAAUGGUUCCUAAGUUUUCCCCAGUGAUUCCUCUGCACAACAGCCUAAAAGUUGAGCUAAAGCCUUUUAAAAUUCAGUGUGCUUUCUGAAGGAAGGUGGCAGCCAGCUCAGCUGGGUCACUUCUAGCUGGGAUUCUGCUCUGUGCUACACACUUUAAAUCAAAACCUUGUGCAACAUCUUUGAAGAAACCCUGGCCUUUUUCCUAGUGUACUAGGUAUUAUAAAGAAUCCAUAAAAUAUUUUUGGCCUAAACAGCCUCCUAAGUUUUUCUUCAGUUGCUUUGGUUUUGGUGGGGGUUUUAAAGUUUUAUUUUCCACUUUGAGUGUGUUCUGUGUGAUUUUUAUUUCUUUUUAAAUUUUUUUUUUUUUACAUUCAGUUCCUGUUGUUUAGUAAAGGAAUUCAGGAUCUCUAAAAUUUAAAUAUGAGAUGUUUAUAUAGCAGUUCUGGUUUUCUAUUAGCUUUUAUACAGUAUCUUAACAGGCCCUUGAUAGAAGUGUUUAUUUUGGAGGAUACGGAAUAAAUAUGCUUCCACUUAUAUAACUUUAAUAUAUGUCUUAAAAUUUAAAUUAUGGGAAAAAAAUGUUAGUUGCUUGUUUAUAAAUAAAAGUCUUUUGAAGAGUGUCUAGUUUGGCCACAGCCAAAAUAAAAGGCAAAUUUAUUGAUACAAAAGCCUGUCUUCAUCAUAUUUUGUUUAACUUUAUAGCUGUGUAUUGAAGUGACACAAAGUUAGAGGUCUUGUUAAAUAUAAAAAAGUGUUCUACAUUUUUUUCUAAAAUUUGUGACAGGAAUGUGCAGAUGUUUUAAUAUAUAGACUAGAAUCUAUAAUUCUGUCCUUUUUUUGCUAUUUUUAUAACCUAUCAGAUAAAUCUCAGAGAACUAUCCUGCUUCAGUGGGAGUGGAAACUAGUGUUGCAUUUCAGGGGAGCAGUGUUGAGCCAUGAAAUGUAUUUUGGUUUGGGACUUUUUUUUCCUUUCAGGCACUGUGUUGGCAAAGCCUCUAAGCCUAUCUUAAGUCCAUUAAGAUCAGUCUUAACCUUUUUAAAAUUGUUCUGUGCAAGUUCAUUGCUGAACUGGGACCAUGACCAACCUUGAAAGUGAGCAGUGGCAGCAAAACACAGGAACCAGUAACGAAUCUGUGUCUAGUUUUGGGUGAUUUGGUAAGGGAGAACAAAACACCCCUUGGCAGGUGAUGGAGGAGAUAACCUGGUGAAGUGGGUGACCCCAGAGUUUGGGCUGUUUCAAAACUGAAGUGUGUUAUCUGUGACCCCAAACAGCUGUAAGAGGCUUGGCCUGUGUUUCCUGUUCAGGCAGGAGCAUCCAGGAGGGUUUUUUUGCCUGAUGUUGUUUGUUUUCCCCCAAGCAGGACAUGUGGGUUUGCUCCAAAGCUCUGCGUGCUCUCUGUUGCUGUUCCAAACUUGCAGUGUUAAAAUGAGCUCCUCCCAUGGGAUAAGGACAGACUAUGCCUAAUUUCUUGGCUCUAACAGUGAGGGUGCAAAUAUCUGGCAUGAGCCUGUAAUCUGGCAUGUGCCUAUACUGUUCAAUAAAAUUGUUUACAUUUUCCUACCAGAAGAUUUAGAUGAAAAUCAAAACAAGCUUAGGGGGUUGUUUUUUGUUGGAGGGGGUUUUUUUGUUUGUUUGUUUGUUUUGGUUGGGGUUUUUUUAGUGUUGCUGUUAUUGAAUCAGUGUUAAAAUAUUUUUUUUCUGUUGUUGCUGAACACAGCCUGAUAGUAUUUUUAAUGUUAUUGAUUCUUGUUUAUUUAAAAUGACUUGUGAAAAACUGUACUGUAACUGCUCUAUGGAAAGGGACACUCUCAAGAGAAAGGCUGGAUACAGAAAAUGAAUAUACCUAUAUUAGAAAUACUUUAUAUUAAUAAAUAAUUUUGAAGAGUUUAGGAACAAAUUGGGUCAUAACACUUGAGCUGCUUGGGCAUGAAAAUCCUGUUAUGGACAGCCUCAGUUGUUGUGAGGAUGUCUGAAAAAUGUAACUGAAUUCUGUGGGUUGAGCUGAUUUUUCAUGUUGCUUUUCCUCUCACUAUUUCCAGAAUAAAGGACUCGAUCCUCUUCUUCCUUUCCCAGUCUCUCAGUGGUACACAUUACCUUUUAAAGACACAAGCUUCCCACUAUUGCAGCAGCAGCUUUAAUUCAGAUGUGUACAGAAAAGCAGAACAAACCCUCUUCUGCAGCGUUAAGUGCAAAAUACACAUAAAGUACAUCUUUCAAGGCCCAUUCUUGACAGUGUCCCUUUUUAAAAAGCAGGAAAAUGGGAUCACUUUAAGUGCUUGGGUACAGGGGAAUAGUUUCCUACUAGAAAUUGGAAUUAUCCAAUAUAUUUUCUAGAGAGUUUUCCAAUUAGUUACACAAAAUCACUUGUCAUUUUAAAGGAUUAUAGAGGUAAGACAAGCAAUUCUGGGUUUAUAAUCCUGUAUACCUUAUACAUUCUAUAUCUGUUCAAUACACCAGGAUGAGUUUUUACUUUUUUUAGGACUGAGACUUAAUAGCUUAUUGCAACUUUUUCUUUAAUGUAAUGUAAAUCCAUUGCUGCUUUGUACAACUUUUUCUACUGUGUGUUUUCUUUACUUAGAUCUUGACUAAGAAAUGUUGGCGUCCAAUAAACUUACACUUUGUUUCUUUUGA
Parus major (Great Tit) is the source of this 8853-nucleotide messenger RNA. It is a transcript of the gene ZBTB21, whose product is annotated as zinc finger and BTB domain containing 21. Lineage: Eukaryota; Metazoa; Chordata; Aves; Passeriformes; Paridae. The record is from RefSeq and is a predicted model, not a curated record. Gene Ontology annotation, molecular function: RNA polymerase II cis-regulatory region sequence-specific DNA binding; DNA-binding transcription factor activity, RNA polymerase II-specific; protein binding. The coding region runs from base 693 to 3869 and encodes 1058 amino acids. Gene Ontology annotation, cellular component: nucleus. Gene Ontology annotation, biological process: regulation of transcription by RNA polymerase II; negative regulation of DNA-templated transcription. The transcript is spliced from 2 exons.